Messenger RNA from Diaporthe citri, 963 nucleotides. RefSeq lists its product as uncharacterized. Lineage: Eukaryota; Fungi; Ascomycota; Sordariomycetes; Diaporthales; Diaporthaceae. The coding region runs from base 1 to 963 and encodes 320 amino acids. The transcript is spliced from 3 exons. Gene Ontology annotation, molecular function: heme binding; iron ion binding; monooxygenase activity. The record is from RefSeq and is a predicted model, not a curated record.
AUGAGCAAAGUCGGUGGCCCUGAAAUCACAGAUGAAAUUCAAACCAGUGCGAGGAUCGACCUCAACCGCGCAUUGAACAAGCUCAUCGAGCCCAUGCAGACGCUGUGCUUACAAGCUGCUGAAAAGGAGAUGCCGCACUGUCCGGACUGGUCCUCGAUCGUCCUGUACCCUAGGGUAUUGGACCUGUUCUCCAGGAUGUCGGCGCGUGUCAUGGUCGGCCCUGAUAUCUGCGACGCAUGGCCUGCCAUCUUAAUGAAGUACAUCACCCGUGUUCUCGCCCCCCAGGGCGCCAUUCGGAAGAGGUACUGGCCCUCUCUCUAUUGGACGGCCUAUUACCUGAACCCGGAGGUAGCCCAGGUCAACGAGGCGCGCCGUGAGGCUGCAGAGCUCGUGCGCCCGGUGCUAGAGGCGCGGCAGGCCGCCCAUGCGUCCCUCGGUGCUGCGGCUGAGAGGCACCACGACUUCAUCCAGUGGAUCAUGGACAGCUGCCGCGCGGGCGGCAAGACCGUCACGCCGGACGAGACGGUGCAGAACAUCUUCAUCGUCAUGUUCGCGUCCAUGCACGGCACCUCGUUCGUCGCGCUACAGUCGCUGUUCAGCCUUCUUGGCACGCCCGGCGCUUUGGCUGAGAUCCGCGAGGAGAUUGACCCCACUGUCCAACGGUACGCCAUGACCGAAUACACGUUCAAAGACGGCCUCCACGCCCCGGCCGGGACCGUCGUGUCGUUCCCCAACCUGCGCCACAACCUGGACCCCAACCUGGUACCCCAGGCAGACACGUUCGACGGCAAGCGCUGGCUGCGGCGUCGCUUGGGACUCGACGUGAGCAAGUUCCAGUUCGCGUCCACGGCUGGGGACGCGUUUGACUGGGGCGGGGGGGCUGCACGCUACGACAUGAAGCUGACGGAGGGGGGGGCCGGAGCGGCCCGCGCAGUCGAGGCGGUUUAUGGAUUUGACGCCUGA